This is a messenger RNA of Pteronotus mesoamericanus, 1812 nucleotides long. It is a transcript of the gene PROZ, whose product is annotated as protein Z, vitamin K dependent plasma glycoprotein. Gene Ontology annotation, biological process: blood coagulation; proteolysis. Gene Ontology annotation, molecular function: serine-type endopeptidase activity; calcium ion binding. The record is from RefSeq and is a predicted model, not a curated record. Gene Ontology annotation, cellular component: extracellular region. Lineage: Eukaryota; Metazoa; Chordata; Mammalia; Chiroptera; Mormoopidae. Bases 76 to 1299 code for a protein of 407 amino acids. The transcript is spliced from 8 exons.
CUGCUGCGCUGUGAGCGUGCCCAGGACGGACUUCGGCCCCUGUGUUUACAGACCUGUCCCAGGGCAGUGGUCAGAAUGGCGGGCUGUGUCCAGCUGCUCCUGUUCCUCCUGGUCCUCCACUGCGCCGAGCCCUCAGUCUUUCUUUCUGCCUCAAAAGCAAAUGAUGUUCUGGUAAGAUGGAAGCGUGCUGGCUCCUAUCUUUUGGAAGAGCUCUUUCAGGGAAAUUUGGAAAAAGAAUGUUACGAAGAGAUUUGUGUCUAUGAAGAAGCAAGAGAAGUAUUUGAAAACGACGCGAUCACUGUUGACUUUUGGAAGAGGUAUAUGGAUGGCUCCCCGUGCCGCUCUCAGCCCUGCCUCAACAACGGGUCGUGCCAGGACAACAUCCGCAGCUACACCUGCACUUGCCCCUCAGGCUACGAGGGCAGGGACUGCGCCUUUGCUAAAAAUGAAUGUCACCCAUUGAGGACUGAUGGAUGUCAACACUUUUGCCACCCGGGACAGGACUCCUACACGUGCAGUUGUGCCAAGGGGUAUAAGCUGGACCAAGACCGCAAAUCGUGCAUCCCUCAUGACAAGUGUGCCUGUGGCAUCCUGAAUUCUGAAUGCAUCAGGACAGUGCAGAAAAGCAGGCAGAGUCUUCAAGUUUUCCCAUGGCAGGUAAAACUAACAAAUUCCAAAGGACAAGACUUCUGUGGUGGUGUUAUAAUACAGGGAAAUUUUGUGCUGACAACAGCGAAGUGUUCACUGUUACACAGAAAUAUUAGUGUGAAAACAAGUUUUCAUAGGCUGAGCAAGGACCCACUGACAGUAAAGGUGAAGAGCAUCCAUGUGCACAUGAGGUACGAGGAAGAGACGGGGGACAAUGACAUUUCGCUGUUGGAGCUAGAGGUGCCCAUCCAGUGCCCAGACAUGGGGCUCUCCAUCUGUAUGCCAGAGAGCGACUUCGCAGAGGGCAUCCUCAUCCCUGCGACACAGGGCCUCCUCAUUGGCUGGAGACUGAAUGGCUCCGAGCUGGGCAACGCUCCGAUGCAGCUGCCAGUCAUGCACAUGGACAGCGAGGAGUGUGGGACAGCCCUUAAUGUGACAGUGACGACGAGGACAUACUGCGAGAGAGGAGCGAUGGCUGGAGGGGCGCAGUGGGCGGAGGGCAGCGUGGUCGCCAGAAAACACAAAGGCACCUGGUUCCUGACAGGGGUUCUGUGCUUGGCGCCCGCCCAAGAGUCCAGAGGGCACACACAGGAGUUUCUGCUCACCAAGGUUUCAAGAUAUUCACUCUGGUUUCGACAAAUCAUGAAGUGACUAAACGCAGCUACUGAGAAAGAAUACAGUAUGUGGUGGCACAUUUUAACUGCAAGCAUGGAAUUAAACUGAAAUUUCACAGCAAAACGGUUGUGACUGCUUCAGAACAAUUCCAUCAACAAACCAUCGGUUACUGCUUAUGACUGUGAUUUUCAACUGGUGUGCCACAGGAAUUUUUAAAACAUGCAAUAACCUAUUUGGUCAGAGGCACUGACCUCUUUCCUCUUAAGACUGUUAAAUAAAAAAAUGUCAACAGCCAACACAACAAUAGCCAUCCGGUGUGAAUGAAUCAAAACUAUUUUUUGUCAGAUCGGCCAAAAAUAAAUUUUUUGGUGUGCCACAGAAUUUUAGUAAUUAGCUUAUGUUUGCCAUGAGAUGAAGAAGUUGAAAAUCACUGGCUUAUGAAAUCAUUACUGAGUACUGUAAAAAGUUCUUUCCUUGGGACUUUUGAUCUAAACAGAGACCUUAAGAAAAUGGGAGAUACAUUAAACAAUAAAAACCUAUCUGUCAGUC